GCACAACAGGAAAUUUUGGCGCCAUUUUUUGUGUAAUAAGCAAGUCGAUUUGGAUUUCUAAAACGGUGUAUACUUAAAAUGAUGAAAUCAAAGUCCCUAAAGCCCGAAAAAUUAUAUGUUAUUAAAAGAGAUGGAAGGAAGGAAGAAAUUCAUUUUGAUAAAAUUACAUCUAGAGUACAGAAGCUAUGUUAUAAUCUAAAUAUGGACUUUGUUGAUCCUGUUUCAAUUACUCUUAAAGUCAUAAACGGGCUGUACUGUGGUGUGACAACACAGGAGCUGGAUAAUUUAGCAGCGGAGAUAGCAGCCAGCUUAACAACCCAUCAUGCAGACUAUGCACUACUAGCUGCCAGAAUUGCAGUUUCCAAUCUUCACAAGGAAACAAGGAAAGUUUUUUCAGAUGUCUUUGAAGAUUUAUAUAAGCACGUUAACAAGGAAACUAAUGAGACAUCACCUAUGGUGUCUGAAUAUCAUUACAACAUUGUUGCAAAUAAUUCAGAUCGAUUGAACUCUGCAAUAAUUUAUGAUCGUGAUUUUGGAUAUAAUUAUUUUGGAUUUAAGACACUUGAGCGAUCAUAUUUGCUUAAAAUUAAUGGCAAAAUAGCGGAACGACCGCAGCACAUGCUAAUGCGUGUCGCAAUUGGUAUACAUGGUGAUGAUAUUGAUUCUGCGAUUGAAACAUAUAAUUUACUCUCGGAACGUUUUUUUACACAUGCAUCACCAACGCUUUUUGCUGCUGCCACAAAUCGUCCUCAAUUAUCAUCAUGUUUUCUCUUAACAAUGGCAUCGGAUUCUAUUGAAGGAAUAUUUAAAACAGUUGAGCAGUGCGCAAUGAUCUCCAAAUCGGCAGGAGGCAUUGGUCUUAAUGUUCAUUGUAUUCGAGCAAAGGGCACCUCUAUUUCCGGCACAAAUGGUACUUCAAAUGGCUUGGUACCAAUGCUUAGAGUAUUUAACAACGUGGCGCGCUAUGUCGAUCAGGGUGGUGGUAAAAGACCAGGAGCAUUCGCUAUUUAUCUGGAGCCUUGGCACUCAGACGUGUUUGAAUUUUUAGACCUUAAAAAAAAUACUGGAAAAGAGGAACAUCGGGCCCGGGACCUAUUUUAUGCCUUGUGGAUUCCUGAUCUCUUUAUGAAGCGGGUUGAAGCCAACGAGGAUUGGUCAUUGAUGUGCCCACACAAAUGUCCCGGUCUGCAAGAUGUUUGGGGUGAAGAUUUUGAAAAACUGUAUGUCAAAUAUGAAAAAGAGGGGCGACAGAAUCGAAUUGUUAAAGCUCAAUCUCUUUGGUUUGCCAUAAUUGAAUCUCAAGUGGAGACUGGUACCCCUUACAUGCUUUUUAAAGACUCGUGUAACAGAAAAAGCAAUCAACAAAAUGUUGGAACUAUAAAAUGCAGUAAUUUAUGCACGGAAAUUGUAGAGUAUUCAGCGCCAGACGAAAUAGCUGUAUGUAAUUUAGCAUCAAUAGCCCUAAACAUGUUUGUGACGGCCGAAAAAUCUUACGACUUCAAAAAACUGAAAGAAGUAACUAAAAUUGUUACCAAAAACUUGAAUAAAAUAAUUGAUAUAAACUACUAUCCUUUGCCAGAGGCAAAAAAAUCCAAUUUACGGCACCGCCCUAUUGGUAUUGGUGUUCAAGGGUUUGCAGAUGCAUUAAUUUUGAUGAGGUAUCCGUAUGAAAGCGAAGAAGCAUCUCUUUUGAAUCAACAAAUCUUUGAAACUAUUUACUUUGGAGCUUUGGAAGCUAGUUGUGAAUUGUCCCAAAAGGAUGGCCCCUAUGAAACCUAUAUUGGAAGUCCAGUAAGCAAAGGAGUUUUGCAGUAUGAUAUGUGGAACAGAUCACCAACAGAUCUUUGGGACUGGGAUAAUCUUAAAAGGUCCAUAAAACAGCACGGUGUCAGAAACUCUUUGCUUAUUGCUCCCAUGCCUACAGCAUCCACUGCGCAAAUAAUGGGCAACAAUGAGUCGUUCGAGCCCUACACUUCAAACAUUUAUACAAGACGAGUAUUGUCCGGUGAGUUUCAAGUAGUAAAUCCUCAUUUAUUGCGUGAUUUAACGGAGCUUGAUUUGUGGGAUGAUGAGAUGAAAAAUCAAAUUAUCGCAAGCCGAGGCUCUAUACAAAACAUCGAAUCUAUACCCGAAGCAAUCCGGGAUUUGUACAAAACCGUAUGGGAGAUAUCGGUAAAGUCAACUAUUAAAAUGGCGGCUGAUAGAGGAGCGUUUAUUGAUCAAAGUCAAUCCUUUAAUAUUCAUGUUGCUGAGCCAAACUAUGGAAAAUUAACAUCAAUCCACUUUUAUUCCUGGAAAGCGGGCCUUAAAACAGGAAUGUAUUAUCUGCGCACAAAACCAGCUGCAAAUGCUAUACAAUUCACUGUAGACAAAAAUGUGUCCGUAAUGGAAAUAAAUGGACAGAAUUUAGUUGACCAACAUGCUUCGAUGGAAAUGGGCAACACAAGCGAGUCGGAUAUAGAACGAGAGCGUAAAAUGGCACAAAUGAUUUGUUCCCUUGAAAACAAGGAUGCAUGUUUAUCGUGUGGAUCCUAAUAAUGUUUCGACUACCUAUUGCUCACAUCUUUCGCUUACAUCUUUAAGUAAUAAGAAUUUUCUUAUAAUAAAUAAUAC
Drosophila novamexicana is the source of this 2613-nucleotide messenger RNA. It is a transcript of the gene RnrL, whose product is annotated as ribonucleoside-diphosphate reductase large subunit. Gene Ontology annotation, biological process: deoxyribonucleotide biosynthetic process; DNA replication. The record is from RefSeq and is a predicted model, not a curated record. NCBI's taxonomy places the organism in Eukaryota, Metazoa, Arthropoda, Insecta, Diptera, Drosophilidae. Gene Ontology annotation, cellular component: ribonucleoside-diphosphate reductase complex. Gene Ontology annotation, molecular function: ribonucleoside-diphosphate reductase activity, thioredoxin disulfide as acceptor; ATP binding. The coding region runs from base 79 to 2535 and encodes 818 amino acids. The transcript is spliced from 4 exons.